Molecule: messenger RNA, 297 nt
Organism: Ostreococcus lucimarinus CCE9901
Lineage: Eukaryota; Viridiplantae; Chlorophyta; Mamiellophyceae; Mamiellales; Bathycoccaceae
Exons: 1
Coding region: 1-297 (98 amino acids)
Source: RefSeq, a predicted model, not a curated record
AUGAAGCAAAAUGGAAAUCAUCAUGCAUCGGCGAUUUUACGCACAUUCACACAGGGGAACUUGCGCCAGCGUACGGGAAAUUUCAACAGCUUUCUAGCCAUGUACGGCACGCCUCGAUAUCCUGUGACAUCGCGUAUAACAAGGCUCAUUCUCAUUACUUUCCGAAUGGAGGUAGUAUCAUAUGAUAUGAUACGUAUGCAAGCGCACGGUGCUGGAGGCGCUGCUGUGAGAACACUUACGAGAGAAACCUUGGUUUCGAUAGCAAGUUGCGUACCGUCGGCGUGUGUGAUCAUUUGA